This is a messenger RNA of Vespa crabro (European hornet), 4389 nucleotides long. RefSeq lists its product as uncharacterized. The coding region runs from base 540 to 1262 and encodes 240 amino acids. NCBI's taxonomy places the organism in Eukaryota, Metazoa, Arthropoda, Insecta, Hymenoptera, Vespidae. The transcript has 4 exons. The record is from RefSeq and is a predicted model, not a curated record.
UUCAGUUCUUCGGUCCACUUGACAGUCGACAGUCGGAAUUACGUCAGGGGUGGCUAAGUCGUGCUUGCUCGUUCUUCUCCUCGAUGAGAGACAACGCAAGGAUGCGACGAUCGGCCCGAUCGUGAGAAUUUCAAUCUACUUUCUCCGCCGUUGCUCUCGGUGAAUUAGAAUUCUAAAGUGACCAACGAUCACGAUCGAAGAGAAACGAGUGAUACAGAGAGAGAGAGAGAGAGAGAGAGAGAGAGAGAGAGAGAGAGAGAGAGAGAGAGAGAGAGAGAGAGCUCGCAUGUAGAACGCAUUCGUCGAGAGUUAUCGUUCGAUUUUCAUAUCCUUUUCCUCCUUCCUGUUUACGCCGCGAAGAAGGAAGGACUAGCGAUUCCUUGUAAGACAAAUAUUCAAUGUGAGAUAUCGAUCAACGUGCUUCGCGACUCGUGCUCAUUCUCCUACCACGAUUUUAAUGCCAACAAGUCAUUGUUUUCGUUCGAAAGAGAUACAUUCUAAGAAUAAGAAGGAAGGAAGGAAAGAAGGAAAAUCGCAAAAUGACUGCGUCACGAGUUAUCGUCCUCGUCCUUUAUCUACUUUUCCAACGUUCUCACGCAAUGUCCGGCAGAAGUAACUCCGGCCAGGUUCUUCUCGGAGAAGUCGACAUCGCAGUUAGAGAUGAUGGUUCCGCCAGCGAGAUCACUACAGAGGAGCCUUAUUUGAAGAAAUGUAUCGUCGAUGGGAAUGCCUAUUCGCACAGUCAAACGAUUCCGUCAUACGACAUCAACUCUCAUUGCCUCUGCGUCGCCGGCGAGGUUUAUUGUUGGUGGCAAAAUUAUAAUCCGAGUACCGACUCUUCAAUGGGUUCUGCCUCGUCGUUAUCGACGACUUUAGGAAGUAAUUAUACUCCCAUGUUGGAAGUGAGCACGGACACUGCCGAUAGUUCUGAAGCUUCCGGUGAUCAUCUUGUCGAGGAAGCUCUCGUCGGGCAAUCACAAGGACGCGUUGAGAUCAACUCGACGUACUCGACUACGCCGUCUGCUCCAACAACGUGCCUCGUCAUGGGUAGGGAGUAUCGAGAGGGCGAAGUACUGCCGCAUUCGACCGGAAACUGCGUCGAAUGCAGCUGCGGCUCAGAGGGUCGGGUUGAGUGUUCUCCUCGGGAUUGCGUACCUCUAAGGCCUGAGAUACCGGUCGCACCGGAUAUACCCGAACCACCAGGCGCUGAUUUUGAGCUCUUCGAUUUGGCACGAGAUCGAGGGAUCGACGAGGGAUUUUAAUAAGCUUCUUCUUUUCCCUUUUCUCAUCCUUUUCCUUUUCCUUUCCCUUUUCCCUUUUCGUUUUUCUUUUUUCGAGAACCGUCUAAUCUAGUGAUGACUCUGCUCGUUCUUUUACAAACGUCGUUCGCCAACUUUUUCAACGGAUUCAUUACUCGUAUACAUUUCGUCGUUCUCGAAGCAACGAUUCCUUUUGAAAAGAAAGAAAAAACAAAACAAAACGAAACAACGAUCUUAUAUCUUCUUCUAAUUUAGAAUAGUUUGCGUUCGCAAUAGAUCACAUAUGGAUCACCGCGAGACGUGCAAGUCAAGUUAGGAAACUAAUCGAUAAAUCGGCGCCUUCUCUCUUAAUUGAGAACGUGCCUUUCCAUUUCUUCCAUUUAUUGAUUUACCUGAAAGAUAAUUUCUUUUUUUUUUCUUUUUUUUUCUUUGCUUUUUUUAGUAACACCUAGCGUAAACUUUUCUAAAAACGAUCAAGUGAGAUUAUUGUAUCGAUCUCCUUUCUCGAUAUCCACGAUAUUCAAUCGCCUAUUAUUAUUAUUUUUAGUCGAUCAUAUCCUAAUAUUUCCUUUGGGAAGAACAAAUCGCGAAAAAUGUUUUGCAAAGUCAAUGGAAGACGUCGUAGUAAAAAUUUUUUAAAAGAACACCGAAAACGGCACGAACGAAGAAAUGUGUUCCGUUACUUCGCACGGAAAGAGCUUUUCUCUUUCCAAAAUUUGCGAAAUUUUCGGUAUGUUUAGUGAUUUUUCGAGGGAUUUUUCCUGACCAAAUAGGAAAAUAUCUUCUGUAGGGAACGGCCUAUGAACGUAAUAAGAAAAAGAAGAAAAAAAAAAGGAGAAGAAAACAAUGUAGGAAAUCGGCCUACGCGAUAUUAAUCAAGAAUGAAUUUCAUCAAGUAGCCAAGUGAGAAAAAAAGUUGACACGACUCUCAUCUUUAUGGAUUACGCAUUUGUCUUUAUCUACUAUUCAGAUCGUCAUAUAUCUUUAGACAUUUUCUAGUCUAGACAUAUCUUAGACUAUAUCUUAGUUGUAUUCAAAAUCAUCAUAUCCUAUUCAUAUUCUAGUCAUAAUCAUAGAUCACGCGAUAAAUUUAACUAUAUCGUAUUUCCCUUGCCCGGGAUGAGUGUAAAAAAAUAUUGAAUAAUUGAAUUAAGGUACACAGAAGGCUAUAUAUUAUAUACACUUAAGUCCAACGAAGCAGUAUUAUCUAUUUUUAUAUAUGCAUUUUAUUUCAGUUCUAUAUUUUGAUCUGAUAUUUUUCAAUGCCAAUGAUAGUAGCCUUUUAUCUUAUUUAUGCGUUAAAAUACUCCACGCGUUACCAAUUGAUGCAGGAACUUUGAUCUUCCUUUGUUCUUCCAUCUUUCUCUUUUAUUAACGAAUAUAAAAAGCAUAGUUAUCAGUUCAACUUUAGAUUAUAACCAUCGUUUCGUACAAUGAGAUUAUAUUAUGUAUCAUGGUGCGAUCUGUUAAUAUACGCGUGUAAUAAUUUUGGUGCUAAUAAUUUCACAUUUUUAAAUCGUCAAAUUGUGCUUAAAUACGAUUCGUUGAAACUUUGUAAAAGUCUUUGCUAUAUAACGUUUAUUGUUUACAAAAUACAAUAAUCUAUGCUCGUAUAUAGAAGCAUUUUCUAAAUUCUCUCAAGUAGCGAAGCUAUUCUUCUUGUUGUCGUUUACAAGUGACUACAAUUUCAAUAUAUUUUAGGGACACCCUGUGUAUAUACAUACAUAUAAAUCCAUACAUAGAACAUACAUAUAUACAUAUGAUAGAACACAUACCCAUUAUACAAGGAACCAAAUAUUAAGAUAACGACCUAUACACACAUACAUACGUGUAUGUAAUAUAAAUAUACCUAUACACACAUACAUACGUGUAUAAUAUAUAUAUAUAUAUAUAUAUAUAUAUAUAUAUAUACGUAGGUAUAAAAAUGUAUGUAUAUAUACUUGCGAAUAAAUAGACGUAGAUCAGUUUGAUAGAAUUUGGAUGUCGCAUACUUUUUACAAAUGCGUUCUUAGGAUAUUUCAUUUGACCAGUCCAGUGCAGUUUCAAUUGACCAUGUUAAGGAUUACUAUUAAACAGUCCCUAUUCCGUAAAGAUUAUUUAAAAGCAAGGAAUCGCUUGUUAAAACUUUCAAUGGUUGCAAGGUACAGAAAAUGUUCUUCUGAGCGCACGUCUACAUAUACGUUUAUGUGCACGUCUGUAUCUCAUAUGUAUGCGCUUCCAUACAUGGAUACGGUUAAUCCUAUGAAAAGUUAGCAGACUAUGCGUUGGAGAAGCUAAUUAUGAAAGAAAAUGGCUAGAAAAGGGGCUAUAAUUACGUAAUAUAUUUAGGAACGACGGGAGAGAACAUUAUCUAUAGGUAGUCGUAUUAUUAGGUAGAUUCCAAUGUGAUAUAUACACGCAAAAGAUAACUUUGUCUAAGAGUUUAUAAUACUUUUGAAAAGGGCCGAUCUUUCAUCAGGGUCGUUGGAAAGAACUUAGUAACGUAGUAGUGUACUACGAGUAACGAGAAAAAACAAAAAAAAAAAAAAAACGAAAAAAAACUCUGUAUUCAAUAGGACCACCAACCAAAAUAUUCUCGUUCGAAUUGUACAGAAUCAACGAAUUAACUUACAUAGAUCCACGCAUGCAACAAUUUUGAUUGUUAUUAAGAUAUUUUUAUUCGAUUAUCUUUUAGAUAACUUUAAGAUAACAUGAUGCUUCGCGUUAUCCCUAACACUCUUUGCCUUUUUAAUCGUUAUUAUCGACACGACUUUCUUCCGUAUCGUGAUCGAGGAAAGGUUAGUUCGUUGUAAACGCCUACUACGGAUUUUAGACAAUCCAUAUUUCUUCCUCCAUAAAGAAUCGAUGAGAAUAAGCAUGAGGAUUCAAAGGAUGGAAAGGAAAGGGAAAGACAAAGUAGUAGAUAGAUUUGUAAUAUAAUUUAGUUGCGGUGACGUGCCACGGGACCAUCAUCAAGGAACGAAGAAUGAUAUCGCGCAUUGAUUUUCCGUUAGUUUUUUAUAUUUAAGUAACGAUCUCGUAACGUCUUCCAACUAUCCCACACACAGUUAUGUCCACCUUAACGUUCGUGGGGAUCUUCUGUCCUCUCAAAAACGAUUGUUAUUCGAAUAAAGGAGGAUCUUACGAUCAA